Messenger RNA from Solea solea (common sole), 1503 nucleotides. It is a transcript of the gene asf1ba, whose product is annotated as anti-silencing function 1Ba histone chaperone. Gene Ontology annotation, biological process: DNA replication-dependent chromatin assembly. The transcript has 4 exons. The coding region runs from base 317 to 910 and encodes 197 amino acids. The record is from RefSeq and is a predicted model, not a curated record. Gene Ontology annotation, molecular function: histone binding. Lineage: Eukaryota; Metazoa; Chordata; Actinopteri; Pleuronectiformes; Soleidae. Gene Ontology annotation, cellular component: nucleus.
UCGCACUUACGGCUUGCCGUACGCGCGGUGAAGACAGUACGCGGCGGGAGAGCUAAUGUGUUCUUAAACUCGUACCAGAGCUGUUCAUAAAGCGCAUUAAGUCAAGCAAACUGAGUCCAUUCAGCCGUUUUUUUUUGUUUUUCUUAAAAAAGGCAUCGGGUUUGGUUAAACCGGAAAUGUUUGGUAGUUAAUAGAAUAGUGGUGGCUCUUUGUUGGAGGUAGUGUUGCUUUUAAAACAUUCCCCGGGAAAGUGGUUUGAACGUUUGCCGUUGGAUUUAUUUGCUAGCCUCGUUUUAGCCACAGUGCUCCAGCAACAAUGGCGAAGGUGCAGGUGCUGAAUGUGGCUGUCUUGGAUAACCCGAGUCCCUUUGGAAACCCCUUUCAGUUUGAAAUAACCUUUGAGUGCAUGGAGGACCUUCCUGAAGACCUAGAAUGGAAAAUCAUCUAUGUUGGUUCAGCAGAGAGUGAAGAAUAUGACCAAGUCCUUGACUCAGUCCUGGUUGGCCCUGUACCUGCUGGGAGACAUAUGUUUGUAUUUCAGGCUGAUGCCCCAAACACCGGAUUGAUCCCUGAGAGUGAUGCCGUAGGUGUAACUGUGGUGCUGAUCACCUGCACAUAUCGUAGCCAGGAGUUUAUUCGGAUUGGUUACUAUGUGAACAAUGAAUACACAGAUCCAGAGCUUCGUGAAAAUCCACCCAUCAAGCCAGACUACACACAGCUUCAGAGAAAUAUUCUGGCAUCAAACCCACGUGUUACCAGGUUCCAUAUAAACUGGGAAGGUUGUGCAGAGCGAAUGGAAGACUCUGAAAAUGUGGACCCUUCAUCAAACUCCAUGCUCCCGCCAUCCUGUCUCCAAGGUAAGGCUCCACCCAUGGGGAUACUUCCAGAUAACUCCAUGGACUGCCUAUAGAGAUGACCCGGAAGAUGAAGUGACCAGAAAAGUGACAAAACACAGCAUGAGACCUUGCUAACAAAGAACGCCUGUGGACAUUCUCAUGUGGAUGUACAAAACAUGUUUGCUUUACAGCUGCAUUAAGUUCACCAAGGCUUGUUGUCACAAAUGAACUCUCACCUUGGGUGUCAGAUGAGUGUUUGUUACAAGGAAGAUAAGGAACAUCUCAAAGGAAUAUUCAUCACUUAUAGCUGGGGGAUUCCUUGCCACGAAGCUGAAAGCAAUAUUGAAAUAGUUAAACUCCCAGGAGGAAAACCGCUACAAUAAAAAAAAAAUGUUGACAAACUGAAAUAGAGCAGAAAGCUGUGUUGUGAUUGUCCUUCCUUUUUUGUUGGUGCAAAAUGGAUUUGUACCAAUUUAAGAAGAUUUCAACACUGAAGCAAUAGGCAAAUAAAUUGCUGUGUUGCUGAAGUAAAAUGGCAUAAUCUGCUGUUAUAUUUGUCUUCAAAUUCUUUAUGCACUUAGAACCUCUUCCCAGGUAUGACUGGCACUUCCCCCGUUUAUUUUGUUUGCUAUGUUAUGUUCCAAAUAAAAGAACAUUGUAUUUGUUA